Messenger RNA from Tribolium castaneum (red flour beetle), 1626 nucleotides. RefSeq lists its product as uncharacterized. The transcript is spliced from 3 exons. The record is from RefSeq and is a predicted model, not a curated record. Gene Ontology annotation, biological process: DNA recombination; DNA integration. Bases 613 to 1626 code for a protein of 337 amino acids. Gene Ontology annotation, molecular function: DNA binding. Lineage: Eukaryota; Metazoa; Arthropoda; Insecta; Coleoptera; Tenebrionidae.
UAAGAUGCAUUAAUUUGGACGUUUGUCAUCUAAAAAAUCCAUGUAUAAUAAUCCCCUGGACCUUCCAACAUUCAGAUGCCAUAUUUUUCAAUCUGAAACCACAACUCCGACUAUUAUCUUUGAUAAAAUAGAGAUUAAUCACUUUUUUUAGAUUAGAUUGAAUUUUUUUGGAUUCUGGGGUGAAAUAACGGAUUCAGGUUUCAUCAUUGGAUUGAAAAAGUUUCUUUUUUUUGUCAGUAUGCAAAAACUUUAUAAAAAAAGGUAUUAUGAAAUUACCAAAGAGAUGACGUAUGUGCAAGAGUACGUGGAAUAGUAAUUUUUGUAUUAAGUGCGCGAAAUGAGUGUUUUUUUAAUGGCGCCUGAGAAUGUUAUUUUAGUCGAGACCGCCAGGUCGAGACCUAAAAGACAUUCGAAGGCGCCAUUAAAACAUGAAUUUCGCCACGAAAUACAAACAACGUUUUUUCUACAGCCUCCAGAUGAAGAAAAAAGUAACAGAAAUUAGUUGGAACAAAAUGGUCUGAUAAAUCGAGUUGCUUGCAUGGUUACGAUGAUAAAUAAAAGUGAUAGUUGCGAAAAAUUUGUCACAAUAGGUAUUUUUGUUGAAGAAGUGUGAUGGAUUUUAGCAGCGAAAACGAAAUAGAUGCAAUUGCAAGCGCGGCAGUGUCGAAUCUUUUGCCUGCUAAAUCAAGACCGCAGUACGAAAAAACGUAUCUUCAGUUUCGGCAGUGGUGUUCUAUGAAAAAGAUUGAUCAAGUAACGGAAAAUGUUUUGUUGGCGUAUUUGGAAGAAAAGUCUACCACCUUAAAGCCACCAACACUCUGGGCCCUUUAUGCGAUGUUGAAAGCCACCUUAAACGUUAAAGAGAAUAUCGAUACACGUUACAGAAGCAAGAAGUCGCAAAUUUUAGACAAAGAAGACAUUAGCAAGUUUAUUAAUGAAGCAGAUGACAAGAUAUAUUUACUGAUGAAGACUGUGCUAAUUUUGGGUAUAUCGGGAGCCCUUCGACGUGAAGAAUUAGUUAAAAUGAAGCUAACUGACAUAGAAGAUAAACAGUCUGUCUUAAUUGUGAAGGUGCCUGAUACAAAAACCCACUGCGAACGAAUAUUUACUGUUUCAAAUUUAGAAAAUAUAGAAAUUGUCAGAAAAUAUAGAGCUUUGCGGCCUCCACGGGCGACUAGUGACCGUUUAUUUUUAAAGUAUACCAACGGAAAAUGUGUGAAUCAAAAUGUUGGAAUUAACAAAAUCGGAGAGAUACCAAGUUUGAUUGCAAAGUGGCUUAACAAAGACGAACCUAAAAAAUAUACUGGUCACUGCUUCAGAAGAAGCUCUGCCACUCUUUUGGCGAAUGCUGGAGGUGAUCUAAUUUCAAUUAAACGUCAUGGGGGCUGGAGAAGCAGCACAGUGGCAGAAAGUUACAUCGAGGACUCUUUGAAUAAUAAAAUUGAAAUUGCCAAUAAAAUUCAACCUUCUUCCUCCACAGAAGAAAACAAAAUCACUCAACCUUCUACAUCGGCUUCUUUUAAUGGCGAAAAUAACUUUCAUUUACAAGCGUCUUCACUCAGGCCUCUGGGGAUAAACGGGGGCACGUUUUCGUCAUGCACAUUUAAUUUUCAUAUGUCAAAGUAA